AUGGUGUUCACACUUAAGAUCGGCGGCUGUGCCAUGGACUACCAGGACGGCGCACUGCCAGACGACAAGGCGCAGCACCGCAUGUACAGCAACAGGCUGGCACGCCUCUUUCGGGACAUGCAACACGCCACCCACAUGCCUCUCCGUUCCCCUCCUCCCCCCCCAGGCGCAGCACCGCAUGUACAGCAACAGGCUGGCGCGGCUGCCGUCUGUGGUGGAGUUUGUGUCGUUCGUGUUCUUCCCUGGCGCCGCGCUGGUGGGACCCGUGUUCAACCUGAAGCAGUACCAGGCGUACGCCGCUGGGCAAGGGGUGAGUGCGGGGAGGGGUGGGUGAGGGAGAGGGGAGGUGGGGAAUCAAUACGCGCUGUGCUGGUGGGGCCCGUGUUCAACUUCAAGCUGUACCAGGUGUACGCCGCCGGGCAAGGGGUGAGAGACGGGAGUGGUGGAGAGAGGAAGUACGUUGCUGGGCACAAGUACGUGGCUGAGCAAGGGGUGAAGGUGAGUGCGGGGAGGGAAGUGAAGGGGAAGGUCGAACUAUGGUCGCCCUCUGGAGCCGUGGUGCCAAGCAAGACAGCUGAUACCAGCAAGGGGGAGGAGGGGCAGCAGGCACAGAACGGAAACGGGGAGGCAGACAGGGCGCAGGGCGAGAGCAAGGGCGAAAAGGUGUGCGAGGGGAAGGGCGAGGGGAAGCUGCGAAAGAUGCCGGAGCCGCUGCCGUAUGCGGCGCAGGCGCUGGGGAAGGCCAUCAUCUUCUUGGCGAUGCACCACUUCCUCUCUCAGCACUUCGGCCCCGCCCUGCUCUUCCAGCCGCGCUUCCUCACCUACGGGUUUGCGUACAAGUGA
Molecule: messenger RNA, 843 nt
Organism: Closterium sp. Naga37s-1
Lineage: Eukaryota; Viridiplantae; Streptophyta; Zygnematophyceae; Desmidiales; Closteriaceae
Source: the annotation of a GenBank genome assembly